Messenger RNA from Coregonus sp. 'balchen', 616 nucleotides. NCBI's taxonomy places the organism in Eukaryota, Metazoa, Chordata, Actinopteri, Salmoniformes, Salmonidae. The record is from the annotation of a GenBank genome assembly.
AUGGACCAAGUAAUGCAAUUUGUGGAGCCCAGUCGGCAGUUUGUGAAGGACUCGAUAAGGCUUGUGAAGAGGUGUACCAAGCCUGACAGAAAAGGUAAUCUAUUUUAUAUCAUAGAUAUCCUUUUCACGAAUUGCCCCCUACAUGGCUGGCUGUUGUGAAUGGCUGAUGUUUUCUUACACAAAACACUGUACCCUUAUACAGGAAAUUAAAUGUAGUUACCUUUGAGGUAUUCUCACAAGCCUCUCUCCCUAGCAUGAUGUGUCAGUAUAGAGGCAUAGAACUGACUGGGCAUAUAUUUCUCUGUAUUAUAGAUCAUUAUCACUUUAUUUUCUGCUUUAAUCAGUUGACUGUCCAAAUUCAUAUAACAUUGUUUACAAUAACAAUUUUGUACAUUUCUUGUAUUUAUUUAAUGAUUUGUUAGCCUCUGGUUGACCUAACUUUGUAAAGUAGCAGCCAACUGAAUUUGGCCAUGCAAAAUCAAAUUAAACUUUGUUCUUUUUAAUUUCAGAAUUCUCGAAGAUUGCCAUGGCCACAGCGAUAGGUUUUGCUAUCAUGGGCUUCAUUGGUUUCUUCGUCAAACUCAUCCACAUCCCAAUCAACAACAUCAUUGUGUAA